Archocentrus centrarchus (flier cichlid) is the source of this 3236-nucleotide messenger RNA. It is a transcript of the gene tomm70, whose product is annotated as translocase of outer mitochondrial membrane 70 homolog A (S. cerevisiae). Gene Ontology annotation, cellular component: mitochondrial outer membrane. NCBI's taxonomy places the organism in Eukaryota, Metazoa, Chordata, Actinopteri, Cichliformes, Cichlidae. The transcript is spliced from 12 exons. Gene Ontology annotation, biological process: protein import into mitochondrial matrix; protein insertion into mitochondrial inner membrane. The record is from RefSeq and is a predicted model, not a curated record. Bases 1 to 1737 code for a protein of 578 amino acids. Gene Ontology annotation, molecular function: protein binding; transmembrane protein transporter activity.
AUGGCUGCUUCAAAGCCAGUCGAGCCGCAGUCCGGGACUGGACUUCCCCGGUGGCAGCUGGCCCUGUUAGUGGGGACUCCCAUAGUGCUCGGAGUCGGGGCGGUUUACCUGUGGAACCGCAGCAGGACGAAGGAAAAGAAGGGGACCGGUGAGCGGAAAACACCUGAAGGCAGCGCCAGCCCCGUGCAGGGCCAGGACGGCGCAGCUCGAUCCGGCCGAGAGCAGGAGAACAUGAGCCCUUUGGAUCGGGCCCAAGCAGCUAAGAACAAAGGCAACAAGUACUUCAAGGCUGGCAAAUAUGAAAAUGCCAUUCAGUGCUACACAGAGGCCAUCGCUCUCUGCCCCACAGAGCAGAAGACAGAUCUGUCAACGUUUUACCAGAACAGGGCAGCAGCCUAUGAACAGCAGAUGAAAUGGACAGACGUGGUACAGGAUUGCACUAAGGCUGUGGAGCUGAAUCCACGUUAUGUGAAGGCUCUGUUCAGGAGGGCUAAAGCUCUGGAAAAACUAGACAACAAAAAGGAGUGUCUAGAGGAUGUCACAGCGGUGUGUAUUCUCGAGGCCUUCCAGAACCAACAGAGCAUGCUGCUAGCAGACAAGGUGCUGAAGCAGCUCGGGAAAGAGAAGGCCAAAGAGAAGUACAAGAACCGUGAGCCGAUGAUGCCUUCGCCUCAGUUCAUCAAGUCGUACUUCAGCUCCUUCACUGAUGACAUCAUCUCCCAGCCCCUGCAGAAAGGCGAGAAGAAAGAUGAAGACAAGGAUAAGGAGGGCGAGGCGGCAGAGGUCUCAGAGAGUUCUGGAUACCUGAAGGCAAAGCAGUACAUGGAGGAGGAGAACUAUGACAAAAUCAUCAGCGAAUGCACCAAGGAGAUCGAGUCAAGAGGAAGAUACUCUGCAGAGGCGCUGCUGCUGCGCGCCACCUUCUACCUUCUGAUCGGAAACUCUUCUGCUGCUCAGCCUGACUUGGAUCGGGUCAUCAACAUGCAUGACGCCAACGUGAAGCUACGGGCCAACGCUUUGAUCAAGCGUGGAAGCAUGUACAUGCAGCAGCAGCAGCCUCUGCUGUCCACGCAGGAUUUCAACAUGGCCGCUGAGAUCGACACACGGAACCCCGACGUGUAUCACCACAGGGGUCAGCUGAAGAUCCUGCUGGACCAGGUGGAUGAGGCGGUGGGAGACUUUGAUCAGUGCAUCCUGCUCAGGCCUGACUCUGCUCUGGCACAGGCGCAGAAGUGCUUUGCCCUUUACAGACAAGCAUAUACUGGAAACAAUCCUUCACAAGUACAGACAGCCAUGGAUGGCUUUGAGGAUGUUAUCCGGAGGUUUCCAAAAUGUGCCGAGGGCUACGCUCUUUACGCUCAGGCUUUGACUGAUCAGCAGCAGUUUGGAAAAGCCGACGAGAUGUACGACAAGUGUAUCAUAUUGGAACCAGACAAUGCUACAACAUAUGUCCACAAGGGUUUGUUGCAGCUUCAGUGGAAACAGGACCUCGAUUUGGGUCUGGAGCUCAUCAGUAAGGCGAUUGAGAUCGACAACAAAUGCGACUUUGCUUAUGAAACUAUGGGAACCAUUGAAGUUCAAAGGGGUAAUCUGGACAAGGCAAUAGAGAUGUUCAACAAAGCAAUUAACCUGGCAAAGUCAGAGAUGGAGAUGGCCCAUUUAUACUCGUUAUGUGAUGCAGCCUACGCCCAGACAGAAGUGGCGAGGAAGUACGGGCUGAAACCCCCGACACUGUAACCGCUCUGCCAAUCGAUCGCCAAUCUCAGUCUUCAUUGCUGAACCUAACUGUGUUAAAAGUGCAACUGUCUGACUUAACUUUGAUUUGUUUAAAAAAAAAAAAAAGUACUGGAUGAUAUGGGGAAGGAAGGAAGAACCCUGAAUAUAUACACAGUGUUUACGUCAAAUUAAAGGGGUUUGUUAUCAUGGAAAAGAAGGAUUUGUAAUCAGUCAAGCUGAGCCUGCGAUCCUGGUCUCUGGUAGACUUAGUGGUUUAUCAGGAUGUCGGGUGGCUAGAGGGGAUUUUAACCAACACCGCCCAUUAUGCUGACACUUAAUUCUAUCAUGACAUCAUUGUCAAACUUUUUUUUUUUUUUUUUUUUUUUUUUUUUUUUUAUUGCUCAAAAUGAAAAUAAAGGUUGUCCUUUAUGGAGGAAAAGUGUACAUGAGUGGCCAUGUAUACCUGUCAUUAGAUGUAAAGAGAAUUGAUGUCUGCAGUCUGUUGAACCCACAAGGGUUCUUAAAUCUGCAGAAAAAACUGUGAGAGCUUUAUAUAGUUCCAAUGGACUGCUCACUGGUUAAUUUAUGCUAAUCUAAAGGGUUUAUUUUCGUCCACAUGCUCCCAUAUUGUAACAUACAUUAUCAGUUCUGAAUGCAGGAUUAAAAUUAUAGUCGAUUGUGUAAUGUCUGUAUUUGAAAUGCUGGAGUUGAUACGAGCUUACAGAAAGGAGUUUUUUUUUUUUUUAAUGUUGGGAUUGCCUGUUUUUCUUUUUUAUAUACUUCGUGCAGCAUGUUCACUUUAUAAAUUAAUGUAAAUGCAAUGCUUGUGCUGUCUUGAACACUAGGAAAACCCUACAAGGCUUUUUUUUUUUUGAGAAACACUUCUGAUUAGACAAACUUAGCCAACUUUGUUUUGUUUCUUUGUUAUUUUUCUGAGCUGCUUCUAGUGUCAGAAGCGUAUUCAGGGGUUUUCCUCAGCUCCUAUUAAGAAUCAUGAUUUGUUUUCUAUUUUCUGUGAAUUAUUCUUCAUGCUACAUUUGGAUUUACUUUUGGCAGAUUACUUAACAUAGUGGUUUCAUUUGAAUUUUUUUUCUUCAUCUGUCCUUUUCAAGCAACCCGAGCCUUAUUGUCUCCAGCCUACUUGCAGCCCUGAGAAUCUCUCGGUACGGUGUAUGGUUUGGUUCUCAAGUAGCAUCCACGAGCCACCGAUGAAUGUUUGCAUGUCUGGAGCAUUUUAAAUUUUUAGAAAACUGCAUUGAAACGCUCCUGUCCUCUGUGGCAUUCAUUUGUCUCACACCCGCAUGCGUGGUGAUGCCAAAGAACCAAAUCAUGCAUUUUCAGCUGCUGCUGGUGAGGAUGACUCCUCAACUAAAACCCAUCUUCAGUUAAUUAUCAGAACAUGGAUGUGAUCUACAUUUUGGCUGUUUGAUAUGAAACACACUGACAUUCUGCAUCAACCAUGUGUAUGGUGACCAAAGUGAAAGAAUGAGUCCUAAUAAAGUUAUAAUUCUUGGAAUGAA